Messenger RNA from Sclerotinia borealis F-4128, 1653 nucleotides. The record is from the annotation of a GenBank genome assembly. NCBI's taxonomy places the organism in Eukaryota, Fungi, Ascomycota, Leotiomycetes, Helotiales, Sclerotiniaceae.
AUGAUUACAGAUACGCUUCUUACUCUGGCCAUUCAGCAGUGGCUUUCGCUAUUGAUUGUUGGUUUCACCAUCUAUCUUGCUUGUAAUCGUUACAACCGUGGUCUGAACAAAUAUCCAGGGCCGGCUCUUGCCUCAUUUACAAACUGGUGGAGGUUCUAUGAUGUAUACAAACGUCGUCCGGAAGUCACACAUCAAAAUUUACAUGCCAAACAUGGAGAUGUGGUUCGUCUUGGUCCCAAUACCCUUUCAUUUGCGGAUCCAAAGGCGCUCAAAACCAUCUAUGGAUUGAAUAAGGGCUUUGUCAAGUCCGAGUUCUACCCUGUUCAACAAUCUGUAUCUAAUGGACAUGCACUGCCAUCACUCUUUAGCACCACUUCCGAACCUUUUCAUGCACAACUUCGACGCUCCGUCAAUGCUGCAUUUAGCAUGUCCACGCUGGUCCAGUACGAACCACUCGUCACCCGUACCACGGAAAUCUUCCUCUCUCGCACCGCCGAGCUCUUUACUUCGCCCAGCGAUCAUUCAUCUUGCGACUUCGCAAAAUGGUUACAAUUUUACGCGUUCGAUGUGAUCGGUGAAAUGACAUACUCUAAACGACAUGGAUUCCUCGAAGAGAACAGAGAUGUCGAUGGUAUAAUAUCUUAUCUAGGAAAACUCUUCGAUUAUGUCGCGCCGAUUGGGCAAAUUCCCAUUCUCGAUCGAUUCUUCCUCAAGAAUCCUCUAUAUCUUCUAGCUGCCAAAUUUGGCCUUGUGGAUGCUACAUUCCCUGUGGCCAAAUUUGCGGCGCAGCGAGUUCAGGAACGAUAUCCUAAAACGGAUGGAAAUGGAAUAUUACCUACUACAGACGCGCAAGUCAAAACCACUAAAUCACAACCUGAUUUAUUGUCGAAGUUUAUCCAGGCAAAACACGAUAGACCUGAAUUUAUGACCGAUGAACUCGUUAUGACGAUGGCUGUUUCCAUGGCAUUCGCAGGAUCGGAAACGACGGCUAUUUCUCUCAGUGCAGUGUUUUAUUAUUUAUUGAAAAAUGAAAGGUGCAUGGAAAAAUUGAUGCAGGAAAUCGACGGGAAAGCUCAAGAAGGAUAUUUCGAAGACGAGGAAAAAGGGUUAGUAAGUUGGACGGAAAGUCAAGGUUUACCAUAUCUAGAUGCAUGUAUCAAAGAAGCAUUUCGAUUACAUCCCGCACCGGGACUACCAUUAGAAAGAGUAGUACCAGAACCAGGCGUAGAAAUUGCGGGGGAAUGGGUGAAAGGUGGGACGGUGGUGGGGUGUAGUGCUUGGGUUAUUCAUCAUAGGAAAGAAAUAUUCGGAGAGGAUGUGGAGGUGUUUAGACCGGAGAGAUGGUUGGUUGGUGUGGGUGGAGAAGGGGGGAUAGAUUGGAAGAGGGAAAGAGAGGUGGAGGAUAAUAAAAUCAAGGAGAUGAAUGGUGCGAUGUUGCAGUUUGGGAUGGGGGCUCGGUCGUGUAUUGGGAGGAAUAUCAGUUUGUUGGAGAUUUAUAAGUUGGUGCCGAGUAUGUUGAGGAGAUUUGAGAUCAAACUCGAAUAUCCGGAACGAGAAUGGACAUUACAUAAUUCGUGGUUUGUGCGACAGCUAGACUUCCGAACAACGUUUCGCAAUCGGGAAUUGGUGAGAUCAAGGUCGCGGUCGGGAUAG